This is a messenger RNA of Trichomycterus rosablanca, 3820 nucleotides long. RefSeq names its product phosphatidylinositol glycan anchor biosynthesis, class O (gene pigo). Lineage: Eukaryota; Metazoa; Chordata; Actinopteri; Siluriformes; Trichomycteridae. Gene Ontology annotation, cellular component: endoplasmic reticulum membrane. Gene Ontology annotation, biological process: GPI anchor biosynthetic process. The transcript has 11 exons. Gene Ontology annotation, molecular function: mannose-ethanolamine phosphotransferase activity. Bases 24 to 3254 code for a protein of 1076 amino acids. The record is from RefSeq and is a predicted model, not a curated record.
AGGAGAGCCAGUGAUUUGCAAGAAUGAAGAGACUCUCCAUCCUGGCGCUUCUCCUCUGGAUCUGCUCUGUGUUCUAUGUGGGUAUUUUCCUUUUCGUGGGCGGCUUCCUCCUGGUACGGCUGGAGGUGAACCGGACCAGCACCUGCGAGGACGUCCUGCUUCCAGGAGCCGAGCGGACGCCAGAUCUCUGUCCGAAAGAGCCGCGCUUUCGCAGGGCCGUCGUCCUCAUCGUGGACGCCCUGAAGGCCGACUUCACCCGCUACGACCCGGGGAACCCGUCGCCCAGAGCGUUCGAGAACAAGCUGCCCGUGCUGGAUGAGAUGACCACGUCGCGGCCGUCCCAGUCCAGGCUGUUCACCUUCAGAGCGGAUCCACCCACCACCACCAUGCAGAGGAUCAAGGGUUUCACCACCGGAUCCCUGCCCACCUUCAUCGACGUGGGGAACAACUUCGCCUCGAGCGCCGUGCUGGAGGAUAAUCUGGUGCACCAGCUUGGGCAGGCAGGUAAGCGAGUGGUCUUUAUGGGCGACGACACCUGGGACAGUCUCUUCCCCAAGAAGUUCCACCGCUCCCUUCCGUUCCCCUCCUUUAACGUGAAGGACCUGCACACCGUGGACAACGGAAUCCUGCAGAACAUCUUCCCAACCAUGGAGGGAGACGACUGGGAUGUGCUGAUCGCUCACUUCCUGGGAGUCGAUCACUGCGGGCACAGGUUCGGCCCCGACCAUCCCGCCAUGGCCGAGAAGCUCACGCAGAUGGACGGAGUCAUCAGAUCAGUGAUCGAUCACCUGCAGAACGACACCCUGCUGUUGGUGAUGGGGGAUCACGGCAUGACGGACACUGGCGAUCACGGAGGAGAGAGUCAGAAGGAGACCGAUGCUGGGCUGUUCCUUUACAGCGGCUCCCCGGUGUUCCCCGAACCCGGUUCCCAGGUGGAACCGGAGGUCGUGCCUCAGACCGAUCUGGUACCUACACUGGCUCUGCUGCUUGGGGUUCCCAUCCCGUACAGUAACGUGGGUCAAGUUCUACUGCCCCUUUUCCCUCUCAGCAGCUCCACGGGUGCACCUACAGGUCUCAGCCAGGUGGAGGCGCUGUGGAUCAACGUCAAACAGGUAAACCGCUUCCUGGAGACCUACUCGGCGAUGGCCAACGACAUCCCGGGUGACAGUCUAUCCCGCCUGCGCGCUCACUUCUCCCGGCUGUCGUCUCAGUACCUGAGUUCAGCACACGAUGGCGCUCCCGCCCCUCCUGAACUUACUGCCUCCAUGCAGGAGUACCUAACGUCCGUCAGGGAGACGUGCCGCGCCUCGUGGGCGCGCUUUAACCCUCUGAAGAUGGUGGCCGGUCUGCUCAUCCUGGGCGUCGCGUGCGUCCUGUGCUACGUCGUCUCCGAACUGUCCUACGCGGUCCUCCAGGACGCCGUGCUGAAGACUCCUGUGCUUGCCGGGCUGGCGAUGGGUGGUGCCCUAGCCGCGGGUCAGAUUCUCUCCUCGGGCCGCGUGGAGCCGUCGUGGUGUCUGGGUGCCGCAGCGAUGUUUUCCGAAGCGCUUUUCCUGUGGAGGGCUCGGAAAGUGUGCCCACGUGGCAAGGUGUCUCCUUGGCACCUCUUGGCUCCGCCGCUGCUCAUCCUGCUCCUGCGCUGCGCCUCGUUGCUGUCGGAUAGCUACGUCAUUUACGAAGGGCAAGUCGUUACGUUCUUGCUCUUCACGUUGGGUCUGUACGUCCCACUUCGCCUCAACUGGGACGGAUCGCUGGCGCCCGCACCCCCCCCAGAUGCUCAGAAGCCUCCUGGGAUCACGGCGCCGCCUUUGCUGCCGAGCUCCGUAGUCCGACGGGAGAGCGGCGCCCUGCUUGUUUGCGUGGGCAUCCUGUCCGGGAGCCUCUAUCUGUCCUCAUCGUUUCACAGCUGCAGGGAGGAACAGGGCGCCUGCCAGCCCUCGCCCUUCCUGACGGCACUUUCCAGGCUUCAGGACAGCCGUAUGCGCAACUUGCACUACGCCCUCUCCCUGGCGUCGCUUUCCGCGUGGGCGUUUCUGCUACACCGCUGGUUGAGGCACUACGGAAACCUGAACUGCGCCAGCGUGGCCGUGUUCACGGCGCGCUUCCUGCUUCCCCUGGCGUCCGUCUGCACGGGCCUGCACUGGGCGGUCAGCGCCACCCCUGAGGACACCUUCAGGAACCUGGCAGAGCUGAUCAGCCUAGCGCAGGUCGUCCUGCCGCGCCUCACUUUCGGACUCCUGGGCCUCGGCGUGCUGCUGCUCUGGCUCGACCCGCUCAUGGUGUUUCUGCAAACGCGGGCGCCCACGAAUUCCCGCAGUACCGCUGUUCCCGCUCCGAGGUACCGAGCCAGCACCGGGAUCAGCCCACAAGCCGAGCUUCACCACCUCAUACCGCAGUUGUACCAGCGCAUACGCAGAUCUCUGGAGGACGGAGGGGCCGAAGCGGCCAGGGCGGACGACCGGCCCGCCGUGGAGGCGUACGGUCUGGGGACCGUCUACUCGGCCCCCCUGGUGAUGCUGUGCGGACUGAUGGGUCUCGGGCUGCUCCUGCUGCACUCGGAGGGCAUCGCACUGGUGUUCCUGUUGCUGUUACUGCAGGCCGGAGCGAUUCUGCACGUCCACGCUGCGUCCAGCACCCUGUCCAACCAGUCCAACCAAACCAGUGGGUUUAGCGUCCCGUGGGUUCCGGUGGUUUUAUGGUCUCUGGCUGCCUCUCAGUUCUUCCAUGCCACGGGUCACCUCCCGACCUUCCCGUCCAUCCAGUGGGGCUCUGCGUUCGUGGGCUUCCCUCAGGGCCACACGGGCACCGUGCUGCCCGCCUCGCUCGUCACCCUGAAUACCUUCGCCUCACACAUCAUGUUUGCAGUCAGCUGCCCGUUGCUGCUCUUAUGGCCGUUCGUCCGCGAGCAGCGCGGGACUCGGACCGGCCGCUUGGCCGGAGGAGAGGAUGGGGACGAGGUUGCCAUGGAGAUGCGGCUGCAAGAGAACCCGCAGCACUUCGGUUCGGCUUUACUGCAGCUGGCGGCGCGUUACCUGUUCGUUUCCGGUGCACAGGUCCUGGCGUCAGUGUGCGCUGCGGCCAUCCUGAGGAGGCACCUCAUGGUGUGGAAAGUAUUCGCACCCAAGUUGAUGUUCGAGGCCAGCGGGUUUGUCGUGGGCAGCGUCUUCGUCCUGGUCGGGGUCGCCCUGGUUUUAAGAACCGAUGUAGCCGUGGCUCGACUAUUUCACAAACUCCGCCUGGAAAAUUCCAGGUAGCGUUAGGGACGCGUUCCUAUCGCUUUCCUUUAACACGCUUUCAUCCUUCACGAAGGAGAACAUGUUGACGAGGUCAUCGUCUCGUACACGACUACCAACAGGAUGGACACACAUACGCCAGCUGACUCGACUGGUCCGGAUCAAAGAGGUGUUACUGGUCUCAGUCGGGUCGUUAUUUUGCUAAGUAGCACACUGAGCCGCGCGGGCACGGACGUUUUCAUACCGGGUUCGAAUCAUCUGAGCCGGACCUGAAAUCAAUUCUGGGCUGUUUUUUUGGUAGGUUUGCGUUUACUCAACUGCUGUGUCUGAUGUGCAAGCAAUGCUCAGCCAGAAUCAGUUCCUGCUCAGUCUGUUAGUAUUAUUAUUAUAAUAAAUGUGUUACCAUUAUUACCAGCAUCAGCUGUGCUGUGCAGGACUAACAUCCAAUACUGACUUUUUUUUAAUAGGCUGUAACUAUUUAUUCCGUUUUUCUUUGUUUCUACUGAAUGAAAUGUGAUUUUUUGUAUCUGAUGAGAUGAAUGGGUGAAGGGGGAAUGAGAUUGAUUGCUGUACUGUAAGUGUGUUAC